Messenger RNA from Fundulus heteroclitus (mummichog), 1418 nucleotides. RefSeq names its product protein O-mannose kinase (gene pomk). Gene Ontology annotation, biological process: protein O-linked glycosylation; carbohydrate phosphorylation; protein phosphorylation. The record is from RefSeq and is a predicted model, not a curated record. The transcript has 3 exons. Gene Ontology annotation, molecular function: carbohydrate kinase activity; ATP binding; protein kinase activity. Lineage: Eukaryota; Metazoa; Chordata; Actinopteri; Cyprinodontiformes; Fundulidae. Gene Ontology annotation, cellular component: endoplasmic reticulum membrane. The coding region runs from base 105 to 1139 and encodes 344 amino acids.
CAGUAGUGCGGCUCCUGUAGUUGCCGGCUGCGCUGAAAAGCUCGAGGACGAAGAAGAGAAAGAUGACAAAUGAAGAAGCUAAGCGGUGACAUUAGAAGAGUACCAUGGCUCACCACAGCAGCAGUAUUAACUCCCUUGCGUUUCCUGUUGUACUGGGAUGCCUUGCUGCUUUGAUGCUCAGCAGCGCCUUGAUAUACCUGUGCCUGGAAGCUGUGGAUCAGUCCGACGAUCAGCUGGUGAAUACCUAUGCAGGCUGUCCCUCUCAACACUUCAAACUGCCGACCAUGAAAAACUGUGGCCCCUGGCUCCAGUGUGCUCAGAUAAAAGCAGAAGUUCGGAAGAUAAAGCUGAUUGGCCAGGGAGCUGUGAAGAAGGUCUAUCUGGCAGAUUGGAGAGGCCAUAAGGUGGCUCUGUCGGAGCUAGCCUCUCCGGAGUACCGAGACGAUUUCCUUCACGGACUGUCGAUGCUACAGGCCCUGCAGGACUCACUGGUGGUGCAGUUGGUGGGGUUUUGCCUCGAAGGCGACGCUAUAGUUACCCAGCACCACCCGCACGGCUCACUGCUGAACCUGAAGGACGUUCUGGCCCAGCAGAAGUACCAGCAUCUAGACACUUGGCACAUACGGCUGAGACUGGCCACGGACUACGUCUCCAUCCUCGACUACCUCCACAGCAGCCCCGCUGGGCGGCGAGUGAUGUGCGACUCCAACAGCCUGGAGAAAACCCUCUCCCAGUUCCUGCUGACAAAUGACUUCCACCUGGUGGUGAACGACCUCGAUGCGCUGCCUGAAGUGAAUCCGUCCCGGGGCGCGUUGGUGAAAUGCGGCGGCCGCGAGCUCACCGGACAGUUUGUGGCGCCAGAGCAGCUUUGGCCCCUGAGAGGCAGCGGGCAGCCGUUUUCAGACGACCUCAUGCCGCCCUACGACGAAAAGACCGAUAUCUGGAAGAUUCCAGAUGUGACACAGUUCAUUAUGGGAAGGACUACGGGAGGAGAUUUAGUUCAUUUUCAUCUUUUUCAGAUCCAUAAGGAAUGUAAGAAUGUAGACCCGAAGCUCCGGCCUUCUGCUCUUGAUGUUUUAAAGGCCUACAAAUCAGUCUAUGGUUCCAUUGUUCGAGAAAACCAUAGAGAUAUGCUGUAGAAUCACUCUUUGUUGAAUAGACAGCGGGGAAUUUGAUUGAAAGGUGGUUGUUAAGAUCAGGUAACCAACUGGAGAGGACCAAUCGGUUCAAAGAGUUCCCUUUGAAUGUAUUUUACUGAGCCUGAGUUAAGAAACGGACUGUUUGACCUCAUGGAGCCAUAAAAAGAAGUCCAUACAUGUCCAGUGUCUGGAGUUCCAGAUAAACAGUCACGGUAGAAUGUUUAUUUUAAAUGUAAUGUUUGUACCUUUUACAGAAAUAAAUGUUAGUAAGGAGUAUUU